Saccostrea echinata is the source of this 2116-nucleotide messenger RNA. Its product is annotated as P2R1A-PPP2R2A-interacting phosphatase regulator 1-like. The record is from RefSeq and is a predicted model, not a curated record. Bases 270 to 1280 code for a protein of 336 amino acids. The transcript has 9 exons. Gene Ontology annotation, molecular function: protein serine/threonine phosphatase inhibitor activity. NCBI's taxonomy places the organism in Eukaryota, Metazoa, Mollusca, Bivalvia, Ostreida, Ostreidae.
CUUUCAUGCUUGAAUAAUUAUUAACUGGAGCGUGCAGUACAGCCGCAAAACGGACAAGAUGGGGAAUUAUGGAUUAACUUUAGCUGCAUUUAUACAUUUCUUAUCGCACUGAAGAAUGUGAAACAGAUUUAGUUGAUCAAGAUGUAGAAAAGUGUUUUGGUAUUAUUCCCUUCUUUGAUUGUAAACAACAGUGGUUGCAAAGCCAUACGUCAUAUGGGCAUCUUUCCAUAAACAGCUGAUUUUUGUCUCUCUCUUCUCCACGAUUAACAAUGGCUUCUUUGCAACGUGAACACAGCAUGGAAGUAGACCCACCACCAGGCCCCUCUAACAACCAGCCCCCCACGUCUAGUGGUGGCUCUCUGAAACGGUCAAAUAGCGCGCCUAUGAUCAAUGUUUUGGUCUCUCAACCAGAAAUUAGUCCUCCAACCAGCACGUUCAAGGUGUCAGAAUGCUCGAGGCUGCGCAGAUUCAGUUCCAGUUCUAUGUCUCUGAACCAAUGUGGACCAAGUACUCCCGUAAAAAUCCCAGAUAGAGUUAAUCGAUUGAAAGACGAAGAAAUUCACAUAGUUGAGAAGGAAAAAGAACAUGAAAGAGACGUGAGUUCAGCCAUUAAGAUGUCUAGCUCCUGGCAGGAUUUCUCUCUGGAGGACUCCCAUGAAGCCAUGCAGCCUGACCCUCACAGGCGCCCGCGGUCAUUCAGCGAGUCUCUCCACAUCAAUGUGUUUCCCCAGCCCACCAUGCUUGUGGGCACCCCCUCUCCUACAAGGGUUGGAAACCGAAAACAAUGUUUUUCACCAUCUAUGCAGAUGCCAGUCAAGAGUAACUCCUUUACCCCAAGUCCUAGCCCUAGUCCUACCAGAAAGUCAUUCAUGAGAAGUUUAAGUCCUAUAGCUGUACGACCAAGUCCAGUGGGGAAAAGAAAAUUGGAUACAGACAUGGAAAGUUAUCUCAGUCCUCCCAAGAGAUUUCAUACAGGACCCAGUACCCCGGACCGCAUCAUGGCCCAUCCUCUAGCACACAGCAGUAUAUCUUCGAGUAGUUUAGAGGAUGGAAGUCCGGAACAGCUUGUACCCCGGAGUGGGAAUGUGUCAGAGAUUCCUCACCCCCCACCCCACCACAUGUAUGGCUUCAUGCCCCUCAAAGACAACUCUAACGACAUGCAGACGACAGAUUCAGAGACGUCUGAUAUCACUGAUCACUCAGCUGACAUUUCCGAUCAGAUAUCGAUAUCAGGGAGUCCAAGUUCUGGUUUUCAGCCCAUAAGGCAGACUCACUUAUGACAAAUCGAACAUAAAUAUCACAGUGUACAUAGUCAUGUAUAAAUCACAUCAUGUAAAAGAUUUCCUUGUUCACAAGAAGUUUUUUUUUAUGGGUGGGAUUUUUUAGGGAAAGCUUAUUUCUUGAAAGAAUUGUGGUCUCUUAGUUAUUUUAUGUACAUUCUUUGUAAAUAUCAUUUCUAUAAGUGAUAUGUUGUUUAACAUUUGUUAAAGUAAGGUAUUAGAGACCUAGAAAAACUUUCAGAAAUGGAUAAAGUUCUAUACAUCAUGGGGAAUCUCCAUAUUUUUGUACAUAAUGUAGUCAUUCAUAUGAUAUCAUCUGUAAAUUAGAAUGCAUUGUUUUUCUUAGAAUAUCUGUUAAUCAUAUUGUUUAACACACCCUCUUGAGAUUGCAUUUAUAAUAAAAUGCACAUUCAAGUAAGAAAUGUCAAUAUAAGGCAUUGUAAAAACAUAUUUACUCGUUACAUGUAAAGAAAAUUUUUAAAUUAUAAUUUUUAUUUUAAUUCAAGUGCUUUAUAUGGACAUACAGAGUUUUAGCAGGUGCCCUACAUAAUCAGUGUGUCUGUCUAGCUGUCUGUCUGUCUGUUUCUUCAGGAAGUUUGCUCACAUUUAGCAUUAAGCAUCUGUCAUUUUUAAUUUUACAGUAACAAGUACAAGAUUCAAUAUGUCUCAUAAAUUUCAGACACUGAAUUUUUAUACUGUCGCACACAAGUAGGUUAUAGUUACAAGAUCAGUUCAAGAAAGUUCAAGUUCAGUUCAAGAAAAAUCUUUGUUUUUAGCAUAAAUCACAACUUAUAUUAAUUUUUUUUAAAUUCAGGAAUUGGAGAUGGGUAUGGAAA